Cladocopium goreaui is the source of this 1011-nucleotide messenger RNA. NCBI's taxonomy places the organism in Eukaryota, Dinophyceae, Suessiales, Symbiodiniaceae. The record is from the annotation of a GenBank genome assembly.
AUGACUGAUGCUUCCUUCAAAGCUGCCAAGCAAGAAGCCAGCAGUGGAGAACCGUUCAGAAGGGGGCGGCUGCAGUACUUCUUCCCAUGCCCCAUGACAGCCAUUUACGAAUGCCGCAAGGCUGCUGUGCGUGAGCUGGGCGGCACGCUCACUGAAGGGCCUGUGCGCAAGAAGUCCCUGAAGAGCUGCCACUUGAAGGACAUGGGGGGGGCACUGAUGAGCCCCAACGUCAUUGUUUUCGAGCUAUUGACCAAUGCCAACAUUCCGACGUUGGUGCUUCUGGUGAGCCAGAGUCUUGCGGUUCCGAACUAUCACCUCCCAUUGUCUGAGUGCCCGUUUUUUCCCGGCCCUGAUUUUGAAGACGUCUUCAAACUACAGGCCAAGGAAUGCACAAUCUACCCCCGCCUUUGCGGUGACUGGGUGGCAGGGUCUACGGAGCCGAUGGCCUCGCACAAAGCUUUCAACUUCCGUUACUAUGUGGCCAACAAUGACAUUGCCAACGAAAAUGCCCUGAUGGAGGCAGACCCUGUUCCGUUGAUGAGCUUGCUCCAUCGCAACGACCCCUUGACAGAGAGCCCCUUCAAGACAUACACCAACACGGGACCGUCUAUCCCCUUGGCUUCAUCUCAGCAAGUGGCCAUGCACCUUGGCUUCUUUGCAUACAAGUUGGCAAAGCUGAAGCUGGUGGAGCUUAGCUACACAGACUUGAUCGCUGGUGCGGCCCCCUUUAUGCAUCCUAUGGGCGCCUUCUGGGUGAUCCGGAUGGAUGUCCUUGCAACCAUACUGCAUGAAGGCCGGAUGCAGAUUCAAUAUGCUCUGUGUGAGAUGUCCUUGACAUGGACCGGCGACGCAAAGAGCACAGAAGACUUGGUCAAGGAGGCCCAGAAGCUGAACUUGCGGAAACGCGGUUUGGACCUGCAAGCCGAAAUUGCUGAGUUGAAGGAUAUUGUUGAAACGAAGACAACCGAGCUAGCAGAGGUGAAUUCCCAGUUAAACAAGCCUAAAGAAUAG